Molecule: messenger RNA, 2756 nt
Organism: Biomphalaria glabrata
Lineage: Eukaryota; Metazoa; Mollusca; Gastropoda; Planorbidae
Product: lysosomal aspartic protease-like
Exons: 9
Coding region: 235-1521 (428 amino acids)
Biological process (GO): proteolysis
Molecular function (GO): aspartic-type endopeptidase activity
Source: RefSeq, a predicted model, not a curated record
CACGCCAGGUUGUGUCAUGUGAUAGCGUUUAUUUUGCCCAUAUAGUUUAUCAGGCUAACUUUAGGUUCUCUUCACGUGACUUUGUCUCAUAGCUUUUGCACAUACUUCUAGGACUAGCAGAAUACUAGAAUCUUGAUAAUAUUGAUAUAACAAACAUACAUAUACUAGAGUCUAUAGCCUAAAGAUACACUACAGACAAAUAUACUAGAUCAAAUAAGUGCUCUCAUUUUCAGGAUGAAGGGGAUAAUUUUACUGUCUUUGCUUUUCUCUGUCAGUGUUCUGAUAGAUCUGUGCAAUUCAACAGGACCAGCAAAGUUGAGAAGAGUCAAGCUUCACAAGUUUAAAACUGCUCGACAGACUCUGAAAGAGCACCAGAAUAAUGUGGAUUAUUUGCUACAGAAGUACAAAGCUAUGAACAGUGACAGACCCAUUAAAGGACCUGGCUAUGAACCACUGAGUAACUACUUGGAUGCACAAUAUUAUGGAGUCAUAGGACUCGGCACUCCAGCACAAUCUUUUAAAGUAGUUUUUGAUACUGGCUCAGCUAAUUUAUGGGUACCUUCAAAGAAAUGCAAAUGGAGUGAUAUUGCUUGUUUGCUUCAUAAUAAGUAUGAUAGCACCAAAUCCAGUACCUACCAGCCUAAUGGAACUAGCUUUGCUAUUCAGUAUGGAACUGGAAGUCUUACUGGAUUUCUAAGUACUGAUGUUCUCUCUAUUGGCGACAUUCAAGUUCAGAAUCAAACUUUUGCUGAAGCAGUGACACAGCCCGGCAUUACCUUUGUUGCUGCCAAGUUUGAUGGUAUUUUAGGCCUUGGAUAUGACACAAUAUCAGUGGACAGAGUUGUUCCUCCCUUUUAUCGAAUGGUUGAGCAGAAGUUGGUUGCUGAUGCAGUUUUCUCAUUCUUCUUGAACAGAAAUGCUUCUGCCAGUGAAGGUGGAGAAAUAGUUUUUGGUGGCAGCGAUCCAGCCUUUUAUGAAGGAAACUUUACAUAUGUCCCUGUUACUCAAAAAGGUUACUGGGAGUUCAGAAUGGAUGGUUUGAGUGUGGCCUCAACAACUUACUGUAAUGGUGGCUGCAAGGCCAUUGCUGAUACUGGCACUUCUUUGUUGGGUGGCCCCACUGCAGAGAUAGCUAAAUUGAAUGCUCAGAUUGGUGCGACCAAAUUCAUUGGUGGAGAGUACUUGGUGAACUGUGCAAACAUACCCAACAUGCCAAAUGUUACUAUCACUCUUGGAGGCAAAGACUUUGUGCUGACACCUAUUGAAUAUGUUUUGACUGUUACAACCAUGGGACAAUCUGAAUGCAUUAGUGGAUUUAUCGGCCUGGAUGUUCCUGCACCUAUGGGACCUCUUUGGAUCUUGGGUGAUGUUUUUAUUGGCCCUUAUUACACAGAGUUUGAUAUGACCAAUGGCAGAGUUGGUUUUGCCCCAACAAAGGAUCCUACUCCUACCCAGAGAUCUAACAGUUUGCAUUUCAAAAGUUUUGCUAGCAAAGAAUGGGAUGAAGUGGAGGGUUACUAAGUGAUUGAUCUGAAAGUUGAAUUUUUGUUAUGAAUGUUGUUGUACAUCACCAAUUGUUAGUUAGAAAAUAUGAAAGCGUUGUGUUAUUUAGUUUUCAGGCUUUUUGAAAACAUUACGUACCUUAUUUAAAAAAACAGCAACCUAGACCUUUUUCAGUGCUUUUGUUGGUUUUUGGAAAUAACAAAAAUCAUUUAUGAAAUUUUAAUGUUCUGAUCAUUUUCAUAUCUAUAUUUGUGAUAAUAGUUUUAAAUUAUUCUUUGCUUUCGAUAUACACAGGAAUGUAAAAUUAUAACUAAUUUACAGAAUGAAAGUGCAAAGCACCUCUGUAUUUAUGUUCAGUUUGCUUGCAAAAACAAAUAUAACUCUUUGAUGCUUGUGAAAGUGUACGAAUUCUUGCUCUCACAGGGACUGUACAAGCACUUAUCUUCUUUAUAGUUUAAGUAUUGUACAUUAUCUUGGUGUAGAUUUAGAAAUAUUUUAUUAGCAAUGUUCAAAAAUACAAAUUCCACACAAGGAAGGGUUAACAAAUUUCACACUGGCCUGAUAUGUGCAACUAAAAAAAUAAUCUUUUGAGAUUUUCAUGAAAAACUAAACAAUUUCAAGGACUCUAAAUUGAACUUCACUGUUGCCAGCUAAAUAAAAAAAGAAUUAAGCAAUAAUCUUAACAAUAUCUCAAUUUGUGAAGUCAUAUUAAAUCCCCUUUAUUAUCACUUAACUCUUUCUCUCCUAACUGACGAUACUAACGUUGAUUCCACUAGAAUGUGAUAAAUAAUUAUGGAGAUAAAGAGUUAAAUAGUUGCCUAUUUGUUUUUGAAUGGGCUCAACAUGACCUAAAUUGUGCUGAUGUGCCAACAAUUACAAAUAUAAUCAAAAUCUUGUUUUUUUUUUAUACGAGUUUUAAGAGUGGAAGUCUACUGCUUCCUUUAUAUUCAAAUUAUUUUUGUGCUACCAACGGAAGAGCUUAGAACAUUUUAGAUUCGGCUGUGCUAAAAAGUGCACAAACUAUAAUGUACCUUAAAAAAAAACACAGCUUAUUAACAGCUAUUUCUAGUUUUUCCUCUGUUUAAGAAAAUCUCAAAAAAAAACAUUUCACUGUCCUCAAAAAUCUGUUCGCCUGAUUUGUAUGGGGUUUGUAUGUUAUUUUAGCAUUCCUUUAUUGCUUCAUGUUUUUGAUUGCUUAUGUUCACCUUUUUUUCUUGAUUAUGAUUUCAAAUAAAAAUAGAAAUAAAAAAUGA